UGUGCGCAGGCGCAGUGCUACUUCAUACAACUGCAUCAAGAAAACAUGGCGGCGGCCGUCGAUAGUGUUGUGAAAGUGCUGGGGGAGCAGUAUUACAGAGAUGCUAUGGAGCAGUGCCACAGCUACAAUGCCCGCCUGUGUGCAGAGCGCAGCAUCCUCAUGCCUUUCCUGGACUCUCAGACCGGUGUGGCCCAGUCCAACUGCUACAUCUGGAUGGAGAAGAGACACAGGAGCGCAGGUGUCGCUCCAGGGCAGCUCUACACCUACCCAGCCCGACGGUGGAGGAAGAAAAGGCGUUCCCACCCCCCUGAGGAUCCUCGCCUGGCUUUCCCCCCUCUCAAAGCAGCGGAUCUGGAGCUGGGUCUGAAGCGUGAUACGUUGGGAGCGGUGGACGGCAGCAGCCUGGAGGCCCUGCUGAAGGGGGAACCCCUGGACAGGAGGAGCGGUGUGUCAGAGCUCCGCGGUCCUGAAGACGACCAGGCCGCAGCAGAGCCUGCUGCUGCUUCUGCAUCCACCCACACUUCAUCUGGACGGGUCCGCAAGAGAGUCCUGGACCAUGACGACUACCUGGACGACCUGGACGAUGAGGACUUUGAGGAUGAGACCCCCAAGAGACGAGGCAAGAGCAAGUCCAAGGGUCGCAGUGACAGGAAUGGCAAGAAGAAAACAGAGGCGGCUGCUGCAGCGCUGGAGGAGAGGGACAAACCUUAUGCCUGUGACAUCUGUGGGAAGCGCUACAAGAACCGUCCAGGCCUGAGCUACCACUACACACACUCUCACCUGGCCGAGGAGGAGGGCGAGGACCGAGAGGAGAUCGAGGCACCACCCACUCCUCGCCAGCCUGAGGAGCAGAAGACUCCUAAGAAGGGUCCCAACGGCCUGGCCCUGCCCAACGACUACUGUGACUUCUGCCUGGGAGACUCCUCUUUAAACCAGAAGACCGGCCAGUCAGAAGAGCUGGUAUCCUGCUCAGACUGCGGGCGCUCAGGCCACCCGACAUGCCUGCAGUUCACAGCAGUGAUGAUGGCUGCGGUGAAGACCUACCGCUGGCAGUGCAUUGAGUGCAAGUGCUGCAAUGUCUGCGGCACCUCAGAGAAUGACGACCAGCUGCUGUUCUGUGAUGACUGCGACCGAGGCUACCACAUGUACUGUCUCAGUCCCCCGAUGACUGAGCCUCCUGAGGGGAGCUGGAGCUGCCACCUGUGCCUGGCUCUGCUGAAGGAGAAAGCCUCCAUAUACCAGCAGAACCAGAGCUCCGCCCCCGAGUGACCUUCACAGUGGCAAACCCCGCCCCCUCGGCAACGGCACCCCACCCCUGAGCACCACAUCAAAAGCCCCUCCCACUCCGGAGCUGCGGGGCUCUGUCCGGACGUGGCAGAGCCAGACGACAGGUCAGCCACAGCAGCACCGCUCGCAUCUACAGCAUCAAAGGGGGGAUCCUCCCAAAACAGACCCCAGAUCAGUCAACAUGGGGAACAGAGUCAAUCAUGUGAUCAUCACUACCAACCUGCCAGCCAAGGCCCCAAGGCUUGCUUUCAAACACACACACACUCACACUCACACACACACACACACAGAGCACUGUCACUCCUCUGGACUGUUACACACCUUAGAUCAAGAGACAGAGAGCAUGCAGUAACCAUAGCAACCGCUGUCUCCAUGGGAGCUCCCGGGAGCAAAUGGAUCAGCAUCACUGCUAAUUAUGUGCACCCUGACACACUCAGAGACACGGUGUGGACUGCUAGGACAGUUUGUGUUUUUCCUGCCAAAUGAUCUAUUUUUCCUCCCUGGACGGGGAGAACAGCAUCACACACAUGGGUUUUCAAAAUGAAUCCCGUUGUCGAGGGAUGAUAUUAUUGUUCUUAUUACUGUUCUUAUUACUAGUGGACUUUUGUAGUGGCAUUUGUCUGUGUACUUCUGUCUGAUCUAUUAGAACAUUUAUCUAACGAGGAGGUUUCCCCGUGGGGAGCCAGUCGGUGCCAAGGUCCAUCAUCACACAAAUCAGACGUGUCACCACCUCUUCCCAUCUCUCCGCUCAGCACCAGUGUUCCCACAAGCAGUCAGGCCAUCUUUGUUUCAUUGUGAGUCGGUGGGACAAAGAGGGUCCACAGUGUCUUUUGGGAGUGCAAACCUUAAAACUUACUUUUAGAGCUUGAUUCAACAGUAACACAGACUCUUCGUCUACAUAAAGCAAGACAUUCAGAUAUUUAGAAAAUGCUGCCAAGAAGAGUAUCAGUUGAUUUAUGCUAAUAGCACAAAUAUAUAAUCUUCAGCCUUGCCUGUUUAGCAAUACGCCAAAACCUAAUUUCCAUGGCUGACACUGAUACUGCAAACUAAACAUGGCCAAUACAACAGAUCAGUCACCUUUACCAAGCAGUGUACAACUUUACCAAUAUUUUGGGAUCAUAACUAAAAUUUAUUUUACUGUAACAUUCCCUUUGUGUCAGAAAAUCCAGUUGCUUUAGUUUGAUUUCUGAUGUUAGUUGUUGCUGUUAGUAUCAGAUUUUAGUAUUAGGGAAUUUCUGUGGUAUCUGUUCUCUAUUUUAGCCUGCUGUAAGGCCCAAUAAAUGAAACUCGUGUCAUUAAUGGUGCAUCCUUUUUCUGGAAUAGGUCUUGUGCCAGCAUUUUAGGAACAAUUUGAUGGUGAUAUCUUUCAUAAACCCCGGCCAUUCUCGUCUCCUGCUGUCAAACUGAUUAGUCUGACCAUGAGCUGCUCCCAGCCGUCACACACAAACCAACUGUAGCUGCUUUUAUCAUUUGUCACACUGAGGCAGAUUUGCAUGCAAAUUGCACCCGUACGAAUGCACACACUCACACUUCACAAUUCAUUUUUUUUUUCUUUUUUUUUUUUCUUGGUUUGUAUUUUUUUUACAUUUUGUAUACUGUAUCUUACUUGAUAUUUCAUUGGUAUUGGGAGUUUUUAACUAGUAGAAUUUUGUAUGUAUAUGGUAUAGCUAACAGUUCACAUUCAGAUACUAAUGCAUCGUAUGUAUUGUAUUGACUUUUUCUAUUUUGUUAUGACUGUGACAUGUUUAAAUUUCUUUUGUGAUUAUUCUGAUAUGUCAUUGACCUCCAUUAUGAGUAUUUGUAAAAUGAUGUACUUUGUUGUACUAUUAUUAUUAUUUUUUUUACAUUUAUUUGGUAUUGAAGUUGAUUUCGCCUGACUGAAAUAAAAAUGUCCAUGUAU
Messenger RNA from Myripristis murdjan (pinecone soldierfish), 3187 nucleotides. RefSeq names its product zinc finger protein ubi-d4-like. The transcript is spliced from 11 exons. The record is from RefSeq and is a predicted model, not a curated record. The coding region runs from base 46 to 1269 and encodes 407 amino acids. Gene Ontology annotation, cellular component: nBAF complex. Lineage: Eukaryota; Metazoa; Chordata; Actinopteri; Holocentriformes; Holocentridae. Gene Ontology annotation, biological process: nervous system development.